CAGGGGACAUCUUGCUUACCUGAAAAGCUGGCUCUAGUUUAGAGCUCUGCGUGUUUGUGGGUGGGAGGGAUUCUUCCGGAUGACAAAGUGGUUUCAUUAGUUUUUUUUCCUUUUCUAAAUUUCUUUGUUUUUUUUCCUGUAUGAGAUAUGGGUGAAUUUGGCGUUUGGGACGAGGAAGCGGCAAAAAAUAGCAGUAAUGGUGGUGUUGGGGUGGGUAUGAAGGUGCAGAAGCAGAACUUCGAAGCAUUUUCUAGUAAGACCAUGAUGAUGAUGGCUCCUCCUCCUCAUAAUCAUCACGAUCCUCUGCUAUAUGGUCCGUCCUUCGCUGCUGCCGGUGAUGGUGAUGGUGAUGGUCCUACAACUUGUAAGUCCCUGACUAAUUAUGCAAAUCAUUUUGGUAAUGGUGCUUCUGCUUCUGCUUCUGGUGCUGCGCAUGUUAGACCCUUGCAGCCUUUUCACGUUUCUGCUUCAACCGCCUUCAAAUCCUCAGCAGGAGGGGCGAUGGCGGCUUCAUUGGGAUUUCCUUUCACAACAGCACAGUGGAAGGAGCUUGAAAGACAAGCUAUGAUAUACAAGUACAUGACGGCUGCUAUACCUGUUCCUCCUCAGCUGCUUAUCCCCGUGCCUGCUUCUCGCUCUCACUCAGUGGAUACUGGUUUCAAUCUAAGGUUUUCAAGCAGCAGUGAUGCAGAGCCAGGGAGGUGCAGAAGAACAGAUGGGAAAAAAUGGAGAUGUUCAAGAGACGUAGCCCCUAACCACAAGUAUUGCGAGCGUCAUAUGCACAGAGGUCGUCCCCGUUCAAGAAAGCAUGUGGAAACUCGAGGCACCACCAACAAUAAUCAGCAAAUCAACAGAACUAGCCAAGAUUAUCUUUCUUUGCCUGCUCCUACCAUGACUAUCUCUAACUCUACAAUCCGUACGCAUGGAUCUUCAUCUCCGUUUCUUGCCUCUACUACGGCCAGUCAGCCGUACUUUGAAUCUUCCCUUUCUCUUGAUAAGCUUGGCGUCAAAGCUGCAAAUUUUGAUUCCCUUGCUUCUGUUCCAAGAGGCGGGGACCGGAUGCUGAAAGGAGACCAUAAUACCAUGGAUCUACAAUGGCAUCCUCUGAUACAGAACAAACUUGCAUUGAAUACGGGAGUUUCUGUAACGACGACGCCUCAAUUUCAAUCACUCGUUCCAAAGGCCCUCUAUGUGCGAAUUCGUAUGAUGGUUUCAGUUCUGAACGGGACCUACACAACAAGCGCCCCGCUUUGCACCUCAAUCCUCUAGCAGUUCCUAUAGAAAAUCCUCGGUCUGUAAAACCAAGAGCUUCCAUUGAUGCUUGGUCCAGUGCAGAAAUCAAUGCCCACAAAAGGAGCUCCGUUGCAUCACAUAACAAGAUAUCACUUUCUUCUCUUGAUUUGUCAGUUGGCGGUGGCGGGGAGGAAGACAUGGGUUCCGUUCGUGUGGGCUUGGGCCAAAUGGAUCACUCUGCAAAUUGGGCCGCCUGUUCAACUCCUGGGGGUCCACUAGCGGAAGUGCUGAGGCCCAGCAAGGUGGCGACCACCGCCCAUGAGAGCCCAAUGGCAACAGUGGCGUCGUCGCCAUCUGGGGUGCUGCAGAAGACGCUGGCUUCGUUUUCUGAUAGCAGCAGCAGUAGCAGCCCCAGGCGAAGGGCUGGGUCUUCCAGGGCCAGUUCUGAUAUGCCCUUGCUCUGCUUUAAUCACACCAACCUACCUUCUUAAUUCCUUCUGAGAGCCUUGUUUCGGUUUAAAGUUUAAACUUUGGAUUUGGAUUUCGGGUAUAUGUAGGAUUGUUUUCUAAGGUGGUCUGUACAUCAAAAAAUAUCGGAACACCGGUGUUUCUGUUCUCCGGAAUACCACUUGUUUUUGCAGCAUUUUAUCUUUUGUCUUUGUAAA
Messenger RNA from Neltuma alba, 1898 nucleotides. RefSeq names its product growth-regulating factor 8. Lineage: Eukaryota; Viridiplantae; Streptophyta; Magnoliopsida; Fabales; Fabaceae. Gene Ontology annotation, cellular component: nucleus. The coding region runs from base 148 to 1269 and encodes 373 amino acids. The record is from RefSeq and is a predicted model, not a curated record. The transcript is spliced from 4 exons. Gene Ontology annotation, molecular function: ATP binding. Gene Ontology annotation, biological process: developmental process; regulation of DNA-templated transcription; DNA-templated transcription.